This is a messenger RNA of Candidozyma auris, 2280 nucleotides long. RefSeq names its product Sec1p (gene SEC1). The record is from RefSeq and is a predicted model, not a curated record. Gene Ontology annotation, biological process: vesicle-mediated transport; intracellular protein transport. The transcript has a single exon. Gene Ontology annotation, cellular component: plasma membrane; secretory granule. NCBI's taxonomy places the organism in Eukaryota, Fungi, Ascomycota, Pichiomycetes, Serinales, Metschnikowiaceae. Gene Ontology annotation, molecular function: syntaxin binding. The coding region runs from base 1 to 2280 and encodes 759 amino acids.
AUGAACAUCGAAGACCCACUGUCUCUAUUCAACGUUCAAAAAAGGUACCUUCACGAGAGGCUCAAGGAAAUCACCUCCAUAGGAGGUCUUUUCGCCUUGGUGCUCGACAAGCAAACUGAAGCGUUGCUACUUCGACUUUUCUCCAAAGAUGCUUUGCUCAGAAUCGUCACUACCAUUGAACAGAUUGACGCCCCACGAAAGCUCCAGCUGUUUCUUCUGGCCAUUUAUUUUCUCGAGCCUCUGGUGUAUAAUCUCAAUUGCAUCCUGGCCGACGUGAAGGUAAAAAGGUAUAAGAUGGGUCACGCCUUGUUUAUUCCGUUCACCCAAUGGGAUACGGAGCAAAUAAGGUACUUUCAGUCAUCGAAAUUCUUGGGCAAUCCUGAUACGAUGAGGUAUUUCGGCGGUGACGGCUCUACUGCUACCUAUAUUCAAGCGUCCAUGUUCCCCUUGGAAUCAAGAGUUUUUCUCACAAACCAUAUCCCAUACAACUCAAUGCCUGUUUACUAUAAUGACAAUUGCAGUGAGAUGGUCUUGCCGCAGAUUAGGAAAGCGGCGAAAGCCAUCGUGAAUGCAAUCAUUGUGGCCGAGGAAUACCCUCUCAUACGAUUCUACGCACUGCCUAAGGCCACUCACCAGGCAGCUCGUUUACCAGAACUCAUAGCAGACGAAGUACAGCGCCAGCUUGACGAUUACCUCCGUGCCAACACGGAUUACCCUCCAAAAUCGGCUUUGGAGAAACAAAGAGCCAUCCUUUUGAUCACUGACAGAUCCAUGGAUUUGUUUGCUCCACUUUUGCACGAAUUCUCCUACCAAGCAAUGGCAAUGGACAUAGUGCAGAGUUUGGAGAGAGAGCGUAUCUACAAGUAUCAAGCUGAGAAUGAGAAGGGAGAGCAACAGGAAAUGACGUCUGAUUUGGAUGCCGAGGACGACGAACUUUGGACAUCUCUUCGUCAUAUGCACAUUAUUGAAGCAUCUGAGGUUAUCAUCAAUCGUAUCAAUGAUCUUAUCAAAAACAAUCCAAUGAUGGUUGAUCGUUCGAAAGCAAAGACCUCAUCUGACUUGAUGUACGUUGUAGCUCACUUGCAUGGGUUUGACGAAGACCGUCGUCAAGUUACUUUACACAAAACAUUGAUUGAUGAGAUCUUGGAUAUCAAUGCAAAGAGGAAAUUGGCGGAGUUUGCAGCUGAUUUCGAACAAACCUGCUGCGCCGAGGGCACCUCUUUUGAAGGCAUUCAUAAUAAAAAAUUGCAUGAAGAUUUGAUUGUCUUGCUUGCUCGUGAGGAUUUGCAUGUCAAUGACAAAAUGAGACUUGUCUUGAUUUACGGACUUUACAGAGGUGGACUCUGUGAGAGUGAUUUUGUGAAGCUUGCCAAGUUCAUUGGCGUUAAGAACACUCAGAUAGUAUCACUUGUGCUGAGAUGUUUUUACAACCUCUACAAGCUUGACUUUCCUAUAGUGAAGAAAACCCCCAAGGACAAAAAAGUCGAUAGGCAAUUUUUCCACACCAUCAACAAUGAGGGUACUUAUAAUACAUCAAGAUUCGCCCCUGGUCUCAAGAGAGUUCUAUACAAUGCUGCAAAAUACGAAUUGGAUGAGGACUGGUUCCCCUACUUUCGUGAUAAACCCAUUGCAGAAGAUGUACCUAAAGGGAACGGUCUUAACGCUGGUUUGGAUAAAAACAAUUCCAUCAGAAAUCCUCGUGUGAAGGCAUCAUGGGCACCUUCGGCAUCGAGACAUGGAGCGAGUCAUAAGAGCUCGAAGAACAAACAAAGGAUCUUCUGCUACGUGGCUGGAGGAGUAACUUACUCUGAGAUGCGGCUGGCAUAUGAGCUCUCGCAAGCGCUCGACAAGGAUUUCUACUUGGGGUCAGAGACUGUGCUCAAACCAAGGGACUUUUUGAUUGGUCUUCAAGACAUUGACCAAGUAAAGCAGCCCGAUCUGCUUGAGAUCCCACUUUAUGACGAGAUCACCCGCCCUCGUACGCGGGCGCCAUCAUACUUGUUCGACGUUCCGAAGCCGCCGUCGCAGCCAAGUACUACUGCCAACUCGCGGCCCGUACUGAGCACACAUAGUCAUACUUCGAAGCCGUCAGCUCCACUGAACAUGUCGCUGUCUGGGCUCGGAAGCAGCAGUCCAAACCCUGAAUUGCCACCAGAUGUGAUUGGGAAAAAUACGCCGCUGCACUAUCAGAAACGGACUAGUCAGUAUACGACGGAUCUAAGCGGAGAAAACCGCACGAGCGAAAAAAAGCCGUCUAGAUUAAGGAGAUUGUUCAAGUGA